Molecule: messenger RNA, 834 nt
Organism: Fomitiporia mediterranea MF3/22
Lineage: Eukaryota; Fungi; Basidiomycota; Agaricomycetes; Hymenochaetales; Hymenochaetaceae
Exons: 1
Coding region: 1-834 (277 amino acids)
Source: RefSeq, a predicted model, not a curated record
AUGACAACCAACUAUUUAUCACCCGGUCGAGCCUACGCUUCACGUUCUCCGUCUCCUCUCGGUCCUGGUGGUCGAUACUCGCGAUCGCCUUCUCCAGGGAUGGGUAUGGGUCAAGUCCGUCGUGGACGAGAGUCUCCCUUCCCAACUCGUCCCAUCCUCCCACCGCAAGACAGCCGAGAACUCGUCGAGCGUGUCGAACGAUACAAAGCUCUAUACGCUGCUGUCGGCGCUGACGGUGCUGACGUACCCGAGGACGCAUUUGUGGAUAUGGACGAGUUCUUUGAUAAACAUAGUUCAGCGUAUAUCCGCGCUGCGCGUGCACGUGGGGAGAAACGUGUGUAUUUUGAUGUUGUGAGGAGGUCGUACGAGGCUAGUCUGCGGAAUAGUCAUACAUUUUAUGUGAAUGGUCCUCAUGCGAUUUUGCCGCCGGAGAUAGCUAUCGAGCCUGCAGACGACUACGAUCCUAGAUACAACAACGAUAACACCGACUUCGACGACGCAACAGAUGAACGUCUCCGUUACUCCACCACACUAUCUGACGCCGAAGUAGCAGCUGCCGAACAUCUUAACACAUUAGAAACAGUCGUAGAAGAAGACUCUUCUUCCGACUCUCGUUCAUUCGCAGCUUCUUCCGUAUAUUCACGGUACAGCGUAUUGGACGAAGGAAAGAGCGCUGCAGUACGCGAAGGGUUUGUUAGGAGGGUUGCAGCACUGUAUGGUCAGGAUAAGUUGUUACGGGAGGAGAUACCUGAGGUCCCGAAGAUACCUAAUGAGUUUCGCGAUGCUGCGCCCGCUGCUGGACGGCCCCCGAUGAAAAGGCUGCUGCCGCGUUGA